GUCCAAGCAUCAUCACUCGAGCUAAGUCUACAGCCUUCCAUCUACAGGGUUACUUGAGCAGUUUGGCAAUCAAAAUUUAAGUAAAAUAAUAAUUUUAAUUAUGGUACAAAAUUCUUCGGCUAAAAAUCCUACGCUCAUGGAUCUUUCAAGUGUCGAACGGCAGCAGUCUGGCCAGCAGCGCCGCUGGGAGGAUAUCCACAGUCUGAACACCUUUCUGCAGGACAUCUUGUGUUUCUUCAUUCUGCUAUCCUUGGGCCUGGUGAUGGUGGCCUGCAUCCUAUGCUUUGUUGUUAACGUCCGUUACACAGCAACACCGCAGCACAGCCAUUCGGAUAAAUCAACAAAUAUGUCGCGGGUAAUUACCGCGGAUGUGUUGGCUCAGCAAGCGCGCUUUCAAGGUGGACCCAUUUGGAUCCGUUUUUUCCGUUGUCAAAAGCAACAGCCGCAGCAGGAAGCAAAACUGGAGCAGGUGCGGGAACCGGAACAGGAUGUUGUGGGACAGGGACAGGAGCAGCAUGCGAAGCUUGAAAAGCACCAGCCUCAUUUCGUUCCCACCUAUCAGCCCAUCGACUAUUCCGACCUGGCUGGCGGGGACUACGUUGAUAAGCAAUCAGACUCGGUAGCUCAGCCAUUUCCUGUCGAUAACUUCAAAAGGAGGUAAAGGCCUGAUGACACGAUAAGUUUUAAAUGUGACUGUUGAGUCUCAGCGUGUUAUAGAAGACUUGAUAUCCCCUGAUAUCCCCUGGAUUUUCUAUAUAUUUUGGUAGGUAUCAAGCACUAUCGUCGACAAAACAACAGGAAAAGGCAGAGGUUCUCGAGAUAAACGUAUUGGUUUUGUAAUAAAUGCCUAACAGCUGCCAUUAAAGCCAUUCAAUAACUCAAA
This is a messenger RNA of Drosophila kikkawai, 883 nucleotides long. RefSeq lists its product as uncharacterized. Lineage: Eukaryota; Metazoa; Arthropoda; Insecta; Diptera; Drosophilidae. The record is from RefSeq and is a predicted model, not a curated record.